Messenger RNA from Vigna radiata var. radiata (mung bean), 1092 nucleotides. RefSeq lists its product as uncharacterized. Lineage: Eukaryota; Viridiplantae; Streptophyta; Magnoliopsida; Fabales; Fabaceae. The coding region runs from base 125 to 952 and encodes 275 amino acids. The transcript is spliced from 3 exons. The record is from RefSeq and is a predicted model, not a curated record.
CAGAAUUAUCGAAAAUAUCCAUUGAGGUGGUUGACUCACGUGCAGGUUUUUGCAAAAGGGUUAUAUUAAAAGUGUUUAUUGAAUGGGAUUGAAAACAUUAAGAUCUGGUUAUUGUUGAAUAGAAAUGAGGUAUAGUUCUAGCGGCCCUCGUCUACUGGGAAAUCGAAACUAUUACAAUAUUAAACUGGGCAAAGAGGCUAACAUUAGCGUGAAAAAAGAUGAUGAUAUUUGGAACCCAUAUUGGAAACUCGUGUACUUCGUAGACGGAAUGACUUCUACACUUGACAUAUUCACCGACAAAAAUUCAGGUGAUGAAAUAUUAAACAUCGUUGUCCACGACUGUAGAUCCGGGAAAAUAGAUUCUCCAAUGGUACAUAUUAACCUAGAAGUGCAAAAAGGAAAAAAAGGUCUUCUUUACCCAAGUUAUGAAGAAUUCUCGACGACGGUAUACUACGAUGAAUCAUUGAGUGGCGGGGUAAAAACACAGAUUUACGAAUAUGAGGGCGGAACCAGGAAAGGUCUUUUGGUUACGGAGAGCAACGAAAAACAACCUUACAUGGUUACCGUAGCCCAUUAUUACGUGAAUAGUGGUAGUGGUGGAAGUGGUACAGACAUAGGUUUUUCAGUUGUGGUGAAGGUUGGAGUGGUUAAUGGAGGAUUAGAUUAUAACGUAGAUGGCCCUGUGGAACACCCUACUUCUGCAUUAGUUUACAUGAUUGAAGAAGUGGUUCGAACUGUGAAGUGGAAGCCUUCUGCAUGCCCUCAUUGCAAGAAUAUUCUAUCACAACAGCGUAGAUGGGUUUCUGACAGUGAAGACAGCGACACCAAUCUUCCAACACCACCAUCUUAUGGAGGCCAACAAAAUGCAUCAAAUAUCGGACGCUUCAAUGGCGAUGGCAUCGGCAGUAUGAUUCGAGCAAACAAUGUUAACUUUAAUAAAUGGUGGAGAUAACUUAUGCAUGGCAAAAACUCUCCUUUUAUCUUGUCUGAUUCUGCAAGUUGCUUCUGAUAGCAGCCUCGCUGAUAUCUUGUGUGAUCCUUAUAUAGUCAGUAUGUUUUUGUCUUUAAAAUAUAAUUUGCUUUUGAUUUUCA